Messenger RNA from Mus musculus (house mouse), 14654 nucleotides. RefSeq names its product homer scaffolding protein 1 (gene Homer1). The transcript has 10 exons. NCBI's taxonomy places the organism in Eukaryota, Metazoa, Chordata, Mammalia, Rodentia, Muridae. Gene Ontology annotation, molecular function: transmembrane transporter binding; G protein-coupled glutamate receptor binding. Bases 2772 to 3920 code for a protein of 382 amino acids. The record is from RefSeq and is a predicted model, not a curated record. Gene Ontology annotation, cellular component: cytosol; synapse; cytoplasm. Gene Ontology annotation, biological process: response to calcium ion; response to cocaine; G protein-coupled glutamate receptor signaling pathway.
UACCCUGUACCUCUUAAUUGAUCAAACUGCUAUAUAGGUUACUAAAAUUUUGCCAUCUUAGGUUUGGUUGACGGUGUUGUUCAAAGAGAAGAGCUGCAUUCUUCCAGUACUUUGUAGAAAUAAUCAGCUGUUACAAAGAGAGAAUUGUAAUGAGUAGUUAGACUCCAGUCCUUGAAACUGACCCUUUGUAAGUUGGUGCCCUGGCAGUGCCCUCUGUUUUAUCCUUGAACAUCCGAAACCAAAUGUACAGCUUGGUUUAUUGGGCAUUAAACGAAAAUCGCAGUGUUUCGAUGUCCACGGUGUGGGUGCUGGAGAGACAAAGCUGUUGGUUGAAGGGACUUGUUCACUUUUUCUGUUUGCCUCAGACCUUUAGCUGGUGCCAGCGGUGUCAGAUUUACAUCUUCAGCAUAGCCAAAAGCCGGUCUAGAGUGCAUUUCCAAACUUUUCAUUCUAAAGACUACAGCUUAAUAAAAUGCUAGGAGUUCUUUAGUUAAGCUGGGAACAUGUGUUAUGGAGUGGUGAUCUAUUCAUUUCUUUAGUGGAUUGUCAGUGCUUUCUCUGCGGUCCAACUAACACCGAUAAAUAAGUAGUUGAGGAACAAGGUUGGCAAUGAUGGAUUUUGAAAUUUCAUUGUGAUAGCUUAGGAACACACAUUUUAUAAAGUUCUUGAAUAGUUGCUUUUUGUCCUGACAAUUAAAAUUUGAAGUCUGUUAGCUUAUACAACUUUGAAAAUGUAGACACGUGUCAUAGCAGUUCUUCCUCAGGAAUUAAUUAUGAGUAGAUAAUUAUUUUAAUACUUAAAUAAUAAGUGCUAAGAAUGUAAUUAAAAUACCUUAUUCUAUUUCUGGUUCUGCUAUUAGUAGCAUAGUGACCCUCAGCAAAUUACUUAACCUUUACGGGCAGUGCCCUCGUCGGUAAAAAAAGGAGCAUAAGAGUUUUCCAACCUGUAAAAAUGAUUUUUUUUCUCUCUCCCCUCAUUUAAUGGUCAGCAGUUGAUUUUUUUUCUUCUAAUCUGUAUAAGUACUUAAGCUAGGAAAUGAAGGUGUUAGAAAAUGUUCUGGUCAGUUGCACCAAUUUUUAAAUGAGAAAAUACUAAAAAAUUAAUAUUGGUAACACUUGAAGUAUGCCUUCCCUUGGUUAUAUGCAGCCUCACAGUUUAAAAUGUGGUUUUUUAAAGCCACGUUGGAGUGUCACGUGCACUCUCACCUACACACAAAAUCAAGUGGCAGUUUUUCACCAAGAAUGCUUCAUUCUUCAGACUGGAGUAGCAUCAUCAAAGAAGAGAAUCCGUUUUCUGCAUCUCUUACAUUACAUGAAUACUCAUUGUUGUACCAAGUGAAGAGUGAGAUUAAUACUAAAGGAGACUACUAUUUGAAAUAUGAAAUUAAGCUAUCUACAUGAAAUACAUUUAGAUACUCAGCAUAAUGUGUUUAUAAACAAAUCACUUGCCUUUUUGUUAAAAUUAUAUUUUUAGGGCUCAGGUGUAAAGAGCACUUAUUCAAGAGGAUUUAGGGUUGAUUCCCAGCACCCAGGGAUCGAUACCCUCUUCUGAUCGCUGCUGGCACCAAGCUUGCAAGUGGUGCACAUACAUACAUGAAGGCAAAACACCAGUACACAUAGAUUAAAAUUUAAAGGAUGAAUAAAAUAAAAAAUUAAAAAUGACAUGUAAAAUAAGGCUGUAAUAGAAUUCUGCCUGGUGAGUGAUGUAAUUUGAAUUUGCCCCUCCAAAACUCAGUGCCAAAACUUCAUGGCCAAUAGCUGAGUAUUAAGAGAUCUAGAAAGAAGGGCUGAAGAGACAGCUCAGCAGUUAAGGGCACUUGCUCUUAUUUUCCUCAGGUCUGUACUUGGGAACGUGACACCUUCUUAUUGAGGGUGGCUUGGUUUACCUGCAUUGUUGAAAGAGGAAGGGUAGGUGGAGAAAGAAGAACAUACCAUACAGCAAAGGCAUUUACAGACAUCUCCACCCUUUGUAAGUGCAUAAGCACACAGCCAUCUGGGCCUCUUUGAAGCAUAAGUUAAUAUUAUGUGACCUUUAAAGUUUCCCAGGCAGUCCUUAAAUUACCUUACUUGGCUAAAUAUCCAAAAUUUCACGUGGAUAAGGAAAUUUAUAUAUUACAGAUGGACUAUAAUAGAAUUUACAUUUACCUUAAUUAAAGUUAUAAUUAGGGAGUAAAGAAAUUAUUUUUCAAACCAAAAUAAAUGAUUAGGUAGAAAAAAUGACUCCUGUAAUACUAGUUUAUGAACUCUCUGGAAAAGGAAAAGAACAGCUGAAACCAACAGUUGGCAGAGUCUGUCAAAGUUGCACCAGCAGUUUUAACUGGAGUGAGGUCAACUGAAGUCUGGGUGUGUAAAAAGUGUACCAGGCCCCUUACAAAUAAAGAUAAUUGCAUAUGUAAUAUGAAACCUCCAGAAGCUUCAGCGUCUCCCGAGACGUGCCUGUUAGGUAAUAUAUCCUAAUGCGGCCGUGAGUCUGGCGCUCUGUCGGGCACUUGAGAGGGCAACAUAUACCAAGUCACUUCAACCAGUUAUUUUGUGCUACUUUGUUUUUACUUAGCUUAAUAAUGCCUGUUUCUAUUAAGAGGUAGUUAUGUUUAAAAUGGAAGUUUUCCCUACAAAAGGAUGUUGAGAUUUUUGUUUGUUUUUCUGCUAUCUAUCUGUCUUUGCAAACUUUGAGCCCUUCCUCUUGCCUUAAAGCAUGGAACUGGGUGCUGCUACGUUAUUACCUGGAGUCUCAUUUUGCUUAUGGCAGGGGUGGUAGCAAAAAUGUGGAAAUGUUGAUCCACCAUCACAAUAGGCGUGCACUUUGUAAAGGCAGCCCAACAACGGAGCAACCUAUCUUCAGCACUCGAGCUCAUGUCUUCCAGAUUGACCCGAACACAAAGAAGAACUGGGUACCCACCAGCAAGCAUGCAGUUACUGUAUCUUAUUUUUAUGACAGCACAAGAAAUGUGUAUAGGAUAAUCAGUUUAGAUGGCUCAAAGGCAAUAAUAAAUAGCACCAUCACACCAAACAUGACAUUUACUAAAACAUCUCAAAAGUUUGGCCAAUGGGCUGAUAGCCGGGCAAACACUGUUUAUGGACUGGGAUUCUCCUCUGAGCAUCAUCUUUCAAAAUUCGCAGAAAAGUUUCAGGAAUUUAAGGAAGCUGCUCGGCUUGCAAAGGAGAAGUCGCAGGAGAAGAUGGAGCUGACCAGUACCCCUUCACAGGAAUCAGCAGGAGGAGAUCUUCAGUCUCCUUUGACACCAGAAAGUAUCAAUGGGACAGACGAUGAGAGAACACCCGAUGUGACACAGAACUCAGAGCCAAGGGCUGAGCCAACUCAGAAUGCAUUGCCAUUUCCACAUAGUGCUGGGGAUCGAACCCAGGCCCUCUCUCAUGCUAGUUCAGCAAUCAGCAAACACUGGGAGGCUGAGCUAGCUACCCUCAAAGGCAACAAUGCCAAACUCACUGCAGCCCUGCUGGAGUCCACUGCCAAUGUGAAGCAGUGGAAGCAACAGCUUGCUGCGUACCAGGAGGAAGCAGAGCGGCUGCACAAGCGGGUCACUGAGCUGGAGUGUGUUAGUAGUCAAGCAAACGCUGUGCACAGCCACAAGACAGAGCUGAACCAGACAGUGCAGGAACUGGAAGAGACCCUGAAAGUAAAGGAAGAGGAAAUAGAAAGAUUAAAACAAGAAAUCGAUAAUGCCAGAGAACUCCAAGAACAGAGGGACUCUUUGACUCAGAAACUACAGGAAGUUGAAAUUCGAAAUAAAGACCUGGAGGGGCAGCUGUCUGACCUAGAACAGCGCCUGGAGAAGAGCCAGAACGAACAAGAGGCUUUCCGCAGUAACCUGAAGACACUCCUAGAAAUUCUGGAUGGAAAAAUAUUUGAACUAACAGAAUUACGAGAUAAUUUGGCCAAGCUACUGGAAUGCAGCUAAAGAGAGUGAAAUUUCAGUGCCAAUAGAUGGAGAGAUGCUGUCUGUCUUCCUAGGACUGUUUGGGCUCCGUACCAAGAUUGCACAAAAUUUUUUGAAUAUCAUUCCUCCAGGAGGAGGGUGUUUUGAAAAUUGGAAUUGUAUAUUUCAGUAUAAAUUUUAGAAUUUAGCUUAUAGCUAGUUGGGGAAAAAAAAAGACAUGAAAAACUUGAACUACAAAUUACCUCCAUGUAUAUUGGCCAUAGUUAACUGGAAAGUUAUAAGUAGACACUUUAAUGCAAUCUUUUCCCCCUGAUAUUAGCCAAUGGGAGAAUUAACAAUGUCUGGGUCCCUUCUCCUCUUUUGUUCAACACAGUGAAGAUUAUAUGCUUUUUAAAUUUAUUUAUGAUAUCUACAGCUGUGUUUUGUGCAAAAACUUAGUAAUGGAAGCCCUGUCUUUGUUGUUAUCUGAAUAAUUUCUCAGGAUAAUUUUUCGCUGCUGAGAAAGGGCCAUUACCAAUUAAUCCUUGCCAGGAGUUGGGGAGCUAUGCCUCUAAGUGAAACUCACUAUCAACGGGUGUCUGGAGUUCUUCCCUUUUUGUACUGAGAGUGUUUUCACUCUAGUGACUACUCUGGUACACUCUGCUAUCUCCAAUCUUGUCUGUUAUAUAGUUUACUUUUCCAUAUUGAUUCCAUGUAUUUAUGAGAGGAUACUGUCUCCCAGUUUAUUAUACAUUUUAAAGCCAACUAAACAAAGGCAGCUGAGUCCCUCAGAUAUUUUUCUUUUUAAAUUUAUAGUAAAUUUGACACACAGAACUGAAAUACAGCAGUCCGUCCUUGACGGUUUAGUCUAGCAAUGUUAAGUAUAUUUACAGAAAAUAUGCAGUUACAUUUAUUUAUAUAUUUGGCAAGAAAUCUUUUCUGAGUGAUCAAUGCAUUUCAAUUUAUGAAAAAUAAUGGUUAGGGGGCACUGUUUAUUAUAGAUAAUUUUAAGGUAUAUAACUGUUUUCAAGGACGGCCACUUCCACCUAGCGGUCAAGCCGAGAGGACUGCAUCUAAAUUGUGACUGUGGCAGAUGGGUCUUCACAGAAACCAUGUCUUUAUUCAAACUUCACAAGGCUAUAUUUUGAACUGUUAACUAGGCAUUUCAAAACAGGAGAUACCUUCAACAGACUCUUCUCCAAGAGCAGGUUUUACUGUUUUUUUGAUGUAAUUUUAAGACAUUUAGCAAACAUGCAUUUCUUUAUAUGAUACAUUUCUUUCACAAAACAAUUUAAAAGUAAGCCAAGUGCUGCCUGCUCUGCGAGUAGGAACUGCAUCAGAAUCGUGUAUCUUGCUGUACAAUGCCUGUGAUAGUGAAGAGGGUUCUUCUUAGUGUAUGCUUGGGUACCUAACUCUGGAGUCAAUGAAUGCACCCAAUUUUUUUUGUUUGUACCCCAAAUGAUUGAAUUGUUAAAUACAAAUUAAGCAGAUUAACCCAUCUUUCUCACUCAAACAGAUUCUUUAGUAUGUUUUAUAUUUAUGUGUAUGUAUGUCAAUACAUACAUACUAAUUUAUAUUAGAAUGAAAAUAAAUCGUUUGUUUCUAAAGGUAGUUUCUACAGUAAGGUGUCUCUGACACAUGUGUAUCAGACACUGGACCACCAUGUAUUCUCUGUGCUAUUCCAUCCUGCCUGUCACCUCCAUCAACCUUAGGGUAUUUCCCUCACCUGUCUAUUAUAGAAGGAAUCUUUUGGGUACACAUGCUCAGAGAUGAGAUACUUCUCUGAGAAAUCAGGUAAUAAAAUUUAUUUGAUGGAUAGAAUUUUGAAAACAUAUGAUUUUAUCUAUGAGUUUCUGAAUAUCAAAGAAUACCACGUUUUCAUUUAAAUAGAGGACUAACACUAGGGAUCAGGGAAUUUAGUUAUGAAGAGUUUCAAAAAAAAUCCAAAAAAAAAAAAAAAAAAAAAAACAGUGUAAGCUGUUGAUAUGGUAAGCGAAUUAUUUUAAUGAUGUAAUAAAAUAUUUUUAAAUUUUGGCAUAGUGAUCAUUUAAUGGGAAAAUAACUCACCAAAAUGUCUCCACUUGAAUUGUACUGAUAAUGUGAGGCAUAUGUGUAAUUCAAUAUAUACAUAUACCUAUAUGUAUAUACAGAAAUUAUUUUUAAUAUUUUCCUACUGCUGUGAAAUUUAAAAUUGGAAAAUUUUGUGAGUGUUUUCCAUGUCCAAUAGAGCCUAAUUGUUUCUUUUUUUAGUAACUUAACAAUCUCUUGAGGGCUGCACCUAUAAAUUCCCAGCUUGUCAGUAGACAUGUACAGUGUUUGGGAUAAGGUGGACACAAGUGCACAUAUAAAUAAAACCUUCUUCUUGACUAUUUUAAACCUUCACUCACAUGAGGAGAGCCUCUAGAAAUCAUAGCCUCUGAGCUAUAGGUACGUCACUCACACAAGGAGAGCCUCCAGAACUCAUCGCCUCUGAGCUAUAGGUUGUGUGCCUACUGUAGCUUUUCCACCGCUGUAUUAUAUAGACAUUUGCAUAUUAAAAUUUGAUUUUUCCCAGAGAUAAAUAUUAUAUAGUGUAUCUAUAUUUAGAUCAAACUGUGGUAAUAUAUUGAUCAGAACAUAGUGUUGGGGACUAUAGCCUGAACAUGUGGACUUGCAGUGACCCAGGAGGAGAGCAGGGGUCAGUCCCAUCUGUGUAUAAGUUAUUAUAACUAUGAAAUCUUGUACAAAAGCAAAAACUGGAAAAAAAACAAAAAUACAGUUUUUAUUUUGAAAUACAUUUGUUCUCUGGAGAAUGUACUUGAUCGUCUCCUCAGUCUUCUAAGGCUACUUAAGCGUUUAAGGGACGGCAGCGUUUACUUCAACCCUACAGGUGCUACUGGAUUCUGCAUUAGUAUGUGAUGUUUUAAAAUCCUAACUUUGACAUAAAAGGUUUUAUAAGUAUUUCCCUGCCUGGAAAAUUAGUUUUUAUUCUUCUUUCUUCAUCCCCUUCUCUCGCUCUGCCUCUCUAGACUUAAAAAUGAACAUUCAUGACAUUGCAUUGCUCCUUGUCCCUAAAGGAACUUUGCAGCACCCUCAGAACUGCGAUGCUCUGUUGUCUUUGGACGUUGGGAGCAGUUAGGGGAGGAGCUUGUCGCUUGUCUUUUCAGGUGACUCUGAAAUGGUAAGCUACCACAUGACCUUUAAGAAGCCAUUGCUUUCCUCUGUUAAGAUUGCAUUAUCCUUCAGCAGGUAAGCCUCCACCUUCUGUGCUGUUGUUUGCCUUUGGAAUGUGGUUUAGGCUGCAUCUCUGGAUGCUGGGACUCGAGUAGGAGGCAGGCCGUGGGAACACUUGUGAGUUAUUUUUCUGAGCCUUGCAUAUGAUGAAUACCAAAUAAUUUUAACAUUUGAAAUUUUGUUCUUAAAGACCAAAUAGACUUCGUUGAUCUUUUGUCUCCUGUGUGCAUUAACAUAAACUUUUAGGAUUCAUGAAGUAAAUUAACAUCAUUUCUUUUUCUUUCAUGGUGCUUGGGGUCAAAGCCAGGCAGGACCUAGCACAUGCUAGGCAAGUACUGUGUCACUGAGCUACUUCCCAGCCCUAUAUAAACUCACAAAGAAGAAAAAUUUCAGGUAAGAAAUAGUUGAGUUUGAAACAUUCUUUUAAAUCUUUAAUAGGAUACACGCUAUAUGACUACUAGUAGUAUUUGUUAAGAAUUAUUUUUUUAAAAAUUUAGACUCACUCAUUCUGUUGUCCUCAAAACAACAACAAAAAUAUGUUUUAAACUGGCCAUCAGUACUCCCACUUUUAAUCCCAGCAUUGAGAAAGCUGAGGCAGGAGGACUGAGAGUUGAAAACUAUCCCGGGCUGUAUACAGUAAGACUUUGUCUCAAAAAUAAAGAAAAAUAAAUUUAAGCCUAAUAAGCAGGGAGAAACUAGAUCACUGACAGUUUUGCCACCUAAAGAUGUGUUAAACUGCUAGGUAAAGAAGGUACCUUCAAAAGAAGAUACACGUGAGCGUAUGUGCAUGUGCUCCUGUACCCAGUGCGUGUCUGGUGCUCACAAAGUGCAGAAGGGUAUUGGAUUCCAUGGAACUGGAGUUGGCUGUGAGCUGCUGUGUGGGUGCUGGGAACUGAACCCAGGGCCUCUGCAAGAGACUGCUCCCAACCACAGAGCCACCUAAGUCUUUGAGACCUAAGUCUUUGAGACCUAUUUCAUACAUGGUUUUUAUCAUACUCUCUUCGGUUCCUCAACAACUCCCAGAUCUCCCCCAUCCAUGUCUGCACAACUUCUUUUUCUUUCUCUUGAGUGAAAGAGAAAGAGACAUGGGAGAAGCCACUUAAACGUGUGAUCUGACCUGGUUGGCCGACUGCUCCUGCAUGAGACCUGCCUGGACUGGGCCUGGCACAGUCAGUGUCUCCACAGUCAGGAGCUUUCCCUCGGCCAGCAGCUAGCAGCUGCAGAGGGCUUGUUUAGUGGAGACUCUUAGUGCCUACCUCUCCCCCUCAGUGCUAGGACUGUGGCUGGCUGGGGUUUGUGCAGGUCUUAGAGUGUCAUAGUCUUUGAGCAUCCAUAUGGACAUCAGGCCUGUACUGUCUAGGAAAUGUCUUUUCUAUAAAAUCAUCCACCACCCCGACUCUUAGAGUCCUUCUGCCCCCUCUUCUGCAUAGGUCAUGAGCAUAUGGGGAGAAGUGUGAUAAAGACGUCUCAUUCGGGGCUGAAACAGUAUCAAUGAAACUGAGAACGUGUGACUAGAUGGGGUGGGGGGUUUAGGGGAAAACCUACUACUGUUAUUCUGUGCGAGAACUUAGCAGUGAGUGACUCAUGAUGAUAUAUGAUGAUAUAUGACCGAUAUAUCAGUGCAUUGCUCACCCCUCAUUAGAGAAGCUGCUGCUUGCAGUAGAUAGUAACACAGACCCACAACUGGACAGUUUCCAGAGUCAGAGACUUGAAGAAGAUGGCCUUUAAGGGAGCUAUAGGCAUUGUUCAGAGAGAGAACACAUGCUUAAGUAUAUGCAAAGGCAUGCAUUAAAUCCUUAGUAAAAGCAAAUAAAAAUAUAAAAUUACAGAAAUUUUUUUUCUUUAAGUCACUUUUAUCAAAGAUAUUUGUGACGUGAAGAAACCCACAUCUGGACUAGAAUAAAAGGCUACAAACAUGAAAAAAAACAAAAACACAAAAACCUUCCUGUGGCUUUUCUUAUCUUUAGAGAGAAAAUCUAAAAUCAGAUUUCUGUCCUUUAUAGCUGACACUUCAAGUCAUGUUCAUACUCCCAGCUGCUCAGACAGCUGAGCCUGGAGAAGAUUUUAAGGCCAGGAGUUGGGAACCAGUCAGAGCAAGACAGACCCUGUCUCUUUUUAAAAGUAAAUAAAUAAAAGAGAGAGGGAGACAGAACUACCAUUAUGAACGUGAAUGCAGCCAAUGGGAACACCAGUACUGGAUUUAUCUGAGGUCUAUCGAGAUGGCGAGGCACAAAACCCUCCUUCCCAAACCGUACUCCAUUGGAAGUUGCUCUUAUCUGUUACAUAUUUACUUGUUUUUUGAGACAGGGUCUCUCUGUGUAGCCCUGACUAGCCUGGCAUUUGCUGCAUGACCAGGCACGCUGCCCUGGAUCUCACAGAGCUCUUCCUGCCGCUGCCUCCAGACCACUAGGAUCAAAGGCAUGUGCCACACCACUUAGCCAUUGCUGCUUUUAACCAAAUAAAUGGGGAUUGCCCUGAGGGGUUUCAAAGACUGAGAAAAUCCUGACACUUGUUAGGAUAUAUAACUGACUCUAAGACAUUAGCUUCCACAUUCACGGUUCUCAGGCUUCUGACCUACCUUUGUCAGACACUUUCAUGUCUGAUACACCCAGAGAUAGAAAUUCUACUCUGCUUUCUCAUGACAGCAUCAAGUGAAGGUACUCAGGUCUCUUCAUAAGUACAAGCCAUGGCUGUCUUUAUGGUAUUUUCCUGUUGACAUCUUUGGUCUUGUCUGUAGUGGUACUGCCUUGCUAGGAACUCAUUCAGUAAGUACCCUGUCUCUGGACUUGUAAGUGGGCUUGCUUGUCCCCCUGGCUUUUCAUGGAUGACAUCUCAGAAAGCAUGACCAGAGGUGAGAUGUAUGUGGUGUGGGCUUCCUCUAUAGGGAAGUAAGUGGGUACAUCUACUUUGUGACAGUCACUACACUGACAUAGGGAGAGGAGGGCAAAGGAGAAAGGUUCAAAUGAUGGCCCCUGCUGUGUUCACACACAGUUGGUGUCUGGCACGGCUGUUAGGAGGUACAGUUCUUGAGCAUAUUUCUGUGCGGGGUUUGUUGUUUUUUUCUUAACUUAUCUGCCUUGCCUCCCUAAAAUACCAAUUAGAACUUAUUUUACACUUGUUUAUUUGUUUUGUUGUUGUUUUUUUUAAUGUCUUAUCUAGUCCAGGGUGGUCUCAGACUCGACAUCCAAGGAUGAUCUGCCUCCACCUCCCAAUUUGUAGUGUCGUAGGCAUGUGCCAUCCUGUCAACUUUUGUGUGGCACUGGGUGUUGAACCCAGGGCUUCAUCCAUCCUGGGGAAACAUUGUCAUUUGAGUGACAGCACUAGCCCCGUUCAGAUGAUUCAUAGCUGCAUAUCUUACGUUUGCUCUUAAGUCUUCCUUGAUGCUUAUUGCCAUUGUAAAUUACACAUCAUAUUUUUACAGGUAUCUUAUUCGUGGACCAUGUUUUAGUUCCAAUUUCAAGAAAACAAAGCUUACAAAUUUUCAGUGAUUUUAAAGAAACUAAUUGUUUGGCUGGAGAGAUGGCUCAGUGGUUAAAAGCACUAACUGCUCUUCCAUAGGUCCUGAGUUCAAUUCCCAGCAAACACAUGAUGGCUCCCAACCAUCUGUAGUGGCAUCUGACGCCCUCUUCUGAUGUGAAUGAAGACAGCUACAGUGUACUCAUAUAAGUAAAAAGAGAAAAAGAAAAGAAAGGAAAAGAAAAGAAAGAAAGAAAAAGAAAAAAAGAAACUAAUUGUCCAUAUGCAGAAUUCCAGUUCCUUAAACUUAAGUAACAGCUUAACUUUGGAACCACAUACUGGUAGUCCUAGCACUUGAAAGACUGAAGCACGAGGAUUACAAAUUUGAGGCCAACCUGGGAUGCCUAGCAAAACCCAUCAUAAAGUAAAAUAGUAGAAGUUGAGUUUGGUGGAAUACACCUUUAAUCUCAUCACUUAGGAAGUAGAGGCAGACAAAUGUCCAUGAGUUUAACGCUAGCCUUAUCUACAUAGAGAGACCCCGCCUAUAGAUAGAUAGAUAGAUAGAUAGAUAGAUAGAUAGAUAGAUAGAUAGAUAGAUAGAUAGAUAGAUAGAUAAAAACAACAGCCGGGCGUUGGUGGUGCACGCCUUUAAUCCCAGUACUCAGGAGGCAGAGGCAGGCGGAUUUCUGUUCGAGGCCAGCCUGGUCUACAAAGUGAAUUCCAGGACAGCCAGGGCUACACAGAGAAACCCUGUCUCGAAAAACCAAAAAAAUAAAAAUUAAAAAAAAACAAAGAAAACCAAUGGAUCCUAGAGAGAUGCUCAGCAGUUCAGAGCACUUGUUGCACAGGACCCAGUUUGAAUUCUCAGCACCCAUGUAGGUGGCUGCUCACAACCAUCCAUAACUCCAGGUUCAGGGAAGACAACAUCCUCUUCUGACCACCACAGACAGCAGACAUACACAUAACUGCACAGGCAAUACAUGCAAAACACUCAUACAUAUGAAAUAAAUAUUUUUUAGAAAGCAGCAAGCUGAUAAGGCCUUAGGAAGACAACUCAACUCUUAAAUUCUCUGUGAAACACACUGAACCUGGAAACCCAUCCUAGCAUUGAGGGCAGCUCACUUGAGACGUAUGCUGCUCAUUCUGGAUGGCUAUAGUCAGUGCUGACUCUGAACCAUUAAAUCAAGACUGCAAGAAAGCAUGGAGAAGGAGCAAGUCACAUAGCAUAGUCCCAGUGAGACCACAGUCAGUAAAUGAUCACUAAAGUAUCUGCAUUGUGCUGGGUGUGGGGCUGUGAAGGCCUUCUUGGUGGCUUUUUCUCUUCCAUCAAAUUUGACUUAAAUAGACAUAACUUAAACAUAAAAUUAUUUAAGAUUACAAUUCAGUGGCUUUAAAUACUUUCAUGGUGUUGUUAUAACCACUGUCUACCUUCUUGUCAUUCCUGGUGACUGUAUAUUUCCCAAUGUGCAUUUGUCUACUCUAGGUCCUUGUAUGCAUGGAGUCAUACAAUGUUUGUCUUUUUGUGUCUGGCUUGUUUCAUGUAGCAGAAUGUUCUCAAGGUCCAUCCGUGUUGUGGCAUCUCUCAGAAUUCUAUUGCUUCUUGAGGCUGAUGAGAUUCUGUCGUGUGAAGAUUAGCCAUACUGUUUAUCCAGUCACUUGUUGAUGGAUGUUCGAUUGUUUCUACCAUUGUGAAUAAUGCUGCUAUGAAUAACGUGUGUAUACAGAUCUGAGUCUUUGUGUCACAGUUUGGGGAGUUACAUACCUAAGAUAUAAACAGUUCAUGUGGGUGGUAACUCUGAGUUUAACUCUUUGAGGAGCAAGCAGAAGAUUUAAGUUUCAAUGAGAUAGAUAUAAAAAAUAGGCUGUAGGAUAAGGUGUAAGCUUGCAGGGAAAUUGGAGUCUCCAAGCUGGUGUUUUGUAAUCGGUUCAUAUUUGACCCACGUGCCUUUUUAAAAAGUGUGUGUGCACGUUAUGUGGAGGUCAGAGGACAGCUUUUGUGAUUGGUUCUCUCCUUCCACACUGAGCUGUGGAGAUUUAGACGUAGCCUGUCAAGCUUGCAUGACAAGCACUUUUACCUCCUGAGCCAUCUCACCAGCCAGUCCACAUGCCUUUUACACAUUCCUUCUAUAGAUAUUGAGCACCAGCUAUGGCCCAGGCUCGGUUUUGAAAUAGAAACUACAGAAAAAAGGCCAUAGUUGAGUACAAGACAGAGCUAUUUAUACUGUAAGUGCUGUGGUAAAAGAGGACUCUGGUAGCAAACAUCCCAGAGAAGGUUGGGAAGAGUUUCCAAAGGAGGUGAACCCUCCUUAAUUCUUGCCGAAGGGACAAGAGCUAGUCAAUUGUAGGAGUAAAAGAAUGACUGAGAGUGCAUCGUAUGCAAAGGCUCAGACAGGAAAACACUGGGGCCAUUUUAGAGUGGGCCAGUGCAGAGGACUGGGACAUGGGGAAGGGCAUGACAAAGAGGGGCAGAGGCACAUUAGAACAUUGUUGUUUAUAUACAAGGUUUGAACGAGGCAUUGCUCACUCUGCGGUACUGGAGAGAUGGUGAGGGGAUUUUGUUGUAAAGAAGUAAUGCAAAAUAGCAUUUAUAAAACCAGGAAGUUAUGGGAAUGACAGUAAUCCUGCUGAGAGUCUGGCCCUGGAGAUGGUAUAAAAUAUGCAGUGAUGGGUCUGAAGAGUGUCUAGGGGGUGAAAUGAGUAGGCUGUCCUAACUUGUCCAGGUGCUGUGGGAGAAUACAAGGUGACUGCUGGGCAUCUUAAACCAUGGGGUGAGUUGAACAAGAAGGAAAAGCUUGAAGGCAGAGACCAGAAGCAUGGAUUCAUGUCUGUUGCUCUUUCGUGCAAGAUUGGGCGUGACUGGAGUAAAUGAGUUUCAGUGUGAAUGAAUUUAGUGUGUAUGAAAAAUACCCAAGUGAAACUGAGUCUAGGUGUGAAACUUAGGGGGGAGAUGGGAGCUGAAAUUAGCUACUUAGGAGUCGACACUGUGGCAGCACUUGGGAGCCUCAUGACAGGGAGAACCCAAAGUGAAGGUGAGAAUUAAGGCCAGGUGCAGCUUGAAGAAGAGUAGACAGAGGGGUGGCUUGGCCUGCAUGGUGGGCCUCUAGAAGCCAUGAGUGGAGUUCCAGAAAGCCAUAUUUCACAUGAAAAUAAAGCCACAACUCAACUCAGGUCUCAGGGUGAUGCUUUAAAAUGUGUUCCAUUGAGAUCCUUUAUUUGUUUUAAAUAUAUUUUAGGUUUAAAGGAAUUAAAAACCAACAAACUGAAAUGUACUAUCUUAGAAUACUGAGAUCCACUACAUAUAACAUGGAAAAAUAUUGAAAUCUGGGUUAACUAAUUUUUAAGGCAAAUUGGUAGGAUUGCUGCUGAUUUCUGUAGGAAUCAGGACUUUCUCAGUGUAGCACAGAAAUGGCACCUGAGGUGAUAUGUGUCUCCUUGAGAUUCAUUUUAACAUUUAUAACAACAGCCUUAUUGUCUUUAAUGGUGAGCUGAUCAGAUUCUCCAUACCAUUGUUUGUCACUGUAUUGGACUUCAUGUUGUUAUGUCAGGCUGGGGGGGGGGGGGGGGGAGGGGGCGGGUUCAAAGGCUACAGCCAGAAGAAGGGAGCCACUGCCUUCCUGUGGCUCUCCUGCCUCAUGUGGUCAAGUUCUUGGGGCUAAAGUCUGUAGUCUUUCAUGAAAGUUACGUCUUUCAGUUUGUGAAUUUGAUAGUAAAUUCAUGACUAGGACCAGGUCAACAAUGUACAUUUGCAUUGCUUCAGAAGGUUCAUGACUCUGUUAUCCUAAGUGUUCCUCUUUCUUAUGAACUCAGAAGCAUAACUACUUAUAAAUUACUCUCUCAUAGGAAUAAUCUCAAAUGGUAGCAACAAAAAAUAUUCUUUGUACUUGGUUUUAGUCUGCUGUGGUAUUUGAUUUUUUUUCUAGUUUGAGUUACAUUUAUAAUUAGUUUGAAAUAUUUGAGUAGACAUUAUUUGUCACUUGAGCAACAAAUUGAGCAUGUUUGACAUUACAGAAAGGAAAAAGAAGCCACCAGUAUUCAGUUUGCUGAAAAUAUCAUAUAAGUUUUUUAAGUCAACUUGGGAAUUGUCAAAUAAACAAUAACUUUAAAGUU